ACGAAGCUCAUUGGAUCAGGCUGUAGCUCGGGCACGCGCAUCCUGUUACCAGGCAGAUCCUCGCAAACAUGGCGGCGACUGGGAACGAAGCGGAGACGCUGUUAGCCGAUAUCAAGGAGGAAGAGGAGGAAGCCGAGGAGAUGGAGAGGGAGAUGGAGUCGGGAGAGGAAGAAGCGAUGGGUGUCGAGAAUUCCGAAGACGAAGAUGACGACGACACUUCGGAGGACGAGCGAGAAAAUGAAGCAGAAAUCCAGCGCUUGGAGGAGCAGCUGUCGAUCAAUGCGUUUGAUUAUAAUUGCCACGUGGACCUGAUCAAGCUGCUGAGGCAGGAAGGGAAGCUGUACAGACUGCGCAAGGCCAGGCAGAAGAUGAGCGAACUCUUCCCUCUUACUGAAGAGAUCUGGCUGGACUGGCUGAAGGACGAGAUUGGGCUGAUGGAAGGCGACGAGGCCGAGCGUGAGAAGAUCUACGAACUCUUUGAGAAAGCUGCAAAAGACUACAUCUGUCCUGAUAUCUGGUUGGAGUACGCGCAGUACUCUAUCGGUGGCAUGGGGGCCGCAGGAGGCAUCGAUCGGGUGCGUGGCAUUUUCGAGAGGGCCCUGACCGCCGUGGGUUUACACAUGACCAAAGGAGCCGCGCUAUGGGAGGCCUUCCGGGAGUUUGAGAUCGCCAUUCUUUCGACCCUACAGCCUCCUCCUGGCAGUAUCUCAAAUCCUGAGCAACAGGAGCAGCUGAAUGUGCAGCUCGAAAGAAUCCACACGCUCUUCAGACGCCAGCUUGCCAUCCCUCUAAUGGAUAUGGAGAGUACGUACACUGAGUACUCUGAUUGGACAGACGAGGGUGUGCCGGAGACGGUCACGCAGCACUACAAGCGAGCUUUGCAGCAGCUGGAGAGUCGCAGGCCUUAUGAGGAAGCCCUGCUGGUGUCCGAGCCUCCAAAGCUGGCGGAGUAUCAGAGCUACAUUGAGUUUGAGAUAAAGGAUGGAGACCCUGCUCGAGUUCAGAUCAUAUUCGAAAGGGCGCUGGGGGAAAACUGCUUAGUUCCAGAUCUUUGGGCCAAAUACACUACCUAUCUGGAUCGGCAGUUGAAGAUCAAAGAGCUGGUGUUGUCCUGUCAUGAGAGGGCGGUCCGGAACUGCCCCUGGACCAUGGGCUUGUGGAAGAGCUACCUGUUGGCUCUGGAAAGACACUGUGCAGAACAUCACAUAAUCUCUGAUGUGUUUGAAAAGGCCUUGAAUGCUGGCUUCAUACAGGCCACCGAUUAUGUGGAGAUCUGGCAGUCGUACCUGGAUUACCUGAGGAGACGUGUCGAUUUUAGCAAAGAGGGAAGCAGAGAGCUGGAGGAGCUGCGGGCAGCUUUCACACGCGCUCUCGACUACCUGAAACAAGACGUGGAGGAACGUUUUACUGAGAGUGGGGAUCUGUCUUGUACAAUAAUGCAAAUCUGGGCCAGGAUAGAGGCUCUGCACUGUAAGAACAUGCAGAAAGCACGAGAACUGUGGGAUAGCAUCAUGACGAAAGGGAAUGCCAAAUUCGCCAACAUGUGGCUCGAGUACUACAACCUGGAGAGGUCAUACGGAGAUGCUGCACAUUGUAGGAAAGCUCUUCACCGAGCCGUGCAGUGCACAUCAGAUUACCCAGAGCAUGUGUGUGAGGUUCUCCUCACGUUUGAGAGGGUUGAGGGUUCGUUGGAGGACUGGGAUGCUGCUGUCCAGAAGACGGAGUCUAGACUGAAUCGAGUUAACGAGCAGAGAGCCAAGGCAGCAGAGAAAGAGGCGCUGCAUGUCCGGCAGGAAGAAGAGCGAGUCGAACAGCGCCGCAAAGCCAAGGCGGAAAAGAAAGCACAGAAAAAGACCCAGAAAACAAACAGAACAGGAGACAAGAGGAAGGCAGAUGAUGUGGGCGAGGACGAAUGGGGAGAGGAGACUGAGCGCAAGAGGCACAAAGGUGACGAGGACGCCUCAGAGGAGCAGAUGGAGACAGAAAGUGGGUUGUUCGGGCGGCGUGCUCCUCCUCCUCCUCCUCCGCACCACAAACCAGAGACUUCAGCUGCCCGGAAAAACCAGCAGGUGGUGACUGAAGUAAAAAAUACAACGGCCAGAAUGCCAGACGAACAAAACGACCUGAGCUGUGUGUUCGUCAGUAAUCUAGCUUUCACUCUGGGUGACCCCGAGGGCAAAAUGAAGGCUGCGUUUGGGAGCUGCGGCACCGUCGUGCAGGUGCGACCGGUGUAUACCCCCAAAGGCGCCUUUAGAGGAUACUGCUAUGUGCAGUUUGAGGACGAGCUAGCUGCCCGGGAGGCGCUCAAGCUGGACCGACAGGAGGUGGACGGACGGCCCAUGUUUGUGUCUCCCUGCGUAGACAAGAGUAAAAACCCUGACUUUAAGGUUUUUAAGUACAACACAUCAUUGGAGAAGCACAAGAUCUUCAUCUCUGGGCUGCCAUUCACCUGCACUACCGAGCAGCUGGAGGAGUUGUGUAAGGAUCACGGCACUGUCAAAGCCGUCCGCCUCGUCACCAACCGAUCCGGAAAACCCAAGGGCCUGGCCUAUGUGGAGUUUGAGAACGAGUUGCAGGCAUCUCAGGCUGUGUUACAGAUGGACAGGACGAAGCUGGGGAACCACACGCUCUCUGUGGCCAUAAGUAAUCCACCAGCCAGGAAGACAGAAUUCACACCAGCUCUGGGAGGCAUGAUGCCUCGUCAGAUUCAGGGCACUCGUGGAAAAGGACGCACACAGGUGUCUUUACUCCCUCGCUCUCUGCACCGUCAAAACACACCGCAGACGAAAACCGAGAACGGCACUGCCACUAAACAGCAGGAAGAUGGCCUGAGCGAUGGAGUGCAAGCCGAAAACGCUGUAACGAAGCCCCUGUCCAACGAGGAUUUUGCGAAGAUGCUCCUGAAGAAGUGAAGAAAAAAAAAAGAAUACAACCUGUUACCCUGCCUUGUGUCAGAAGCCAUUCUGUGUCCUUAAUGUGAAAGAGAGGAAGAAAAGCAGUGCUUUACAUUAUUUUUCCUGUAAAUACAUGAACCCAUCCACAUUCUAUUAAAAUACAUUUUAACAGUAUGUCCUUGAAAGGAGUGAUUCGUUUGUUUCUUUGGCCGUGGUUGGGUUUGGAAGAAUUGAAAAUGUGCUAUUUCCUUUUUGUACACGAGGUCAGAUAAUUGAUGUGACCCUUGUUGUUUUAAAAUUAGGCAUAUGCAAGACCGUAAUGUUUACUAUGAAAGUAUUAUAAAUUAGAGUGUGUAUGUAUAUGCCAUUAAUUUGCUUUUCUUUUUUUUCUAUACGCUGCUUUGGUCAGGAAAGAAAAAACAAAAACAAAAAAAACAAAACAAAACAAGAAAAAGCUUUUAAGAAAUGUGAUCAGCAUUUGUUGAGUGUAAUUUAUUUGCAGCGCUAGAACCCUGGGAUGCUUAUUGUGUCGAGAGCGAAGAAUCUAGAACACAAUUCCUGGACAAGAUUCCUUUUCUGGAUUCGAAGUUUUUUUUUUAUUAUUAUUAUUUUUUAUUAUUAUUAACAUGUUUUUAAAUAGAUAUGUAACAGUAGUUUUUUUUUUUUCGUUUUCUUCCUUUUUGUUUUCUCUCUGAAAUUCGUAACCAAUAAUGUUGUGUUCUGUUAAGCUCCUGGUGUUUUUACUCGCUAAACUUUUUUAUUUGCACAAACAUUUGAGUUUGUGUCGUAUAUUUUUUUAAAUAUAGUUCCGGAUGGCUGACACAGUAGUUCUGCCUUACCUUUGUUGGAACAGUGUUGAGAAACGUGACUAAUGUUUUAAGCGAGGCAAGAAUUCCUGUUCCACAGCCAGACUGCACAGAACUAGAACCUGAUUCAGAUGAUGUCUGUGUAAUUUCUGGAAUUUGCCUCUGUAGAAUUUAAAAUUGAGCUCUGGAGUCUGAGCUCAUCGGGGUGAGGUCUGGAGUUUUUUCCAGUCUGGCUGUGACAUUGCCUUAGAUCGUUCCGUGACUGUGUGGAACUGAACGUUUUAAAUGAUUAAGAAUCUAUGCAGCUGUUCAUCGCUAGAACCUUCCAUAUUAGGUUGCCUAAAUAAAACCCGUUCCCUCCGCCAUACUGUAUAUACACACUACAGCAUUUAGUAGACGUCAUUUUGUCAAGAUGAAAAUGGAAGGGUCGAACCUUUAAUGGAAAUAUUUAUUAUGUGUGAUGUGUAUAUUAUUUUUAGGAUUUCCCCACCGGUCCCUUUUUACGGAGUGUUUGUUGAGCGUUCGCCUCCCUCGCCGGUAGGCCGUAACCGUUUUGUACAGCGUUUGUAUAUUUUGAUCCGAAGGAAUAGUAGCUCUGAAUAUUUGCUUCUGAUCACCACAGUGGCCUAAAUAGUAACGAGAAAAGAACCGUGCUGUCGCAAUGUCUUGUUCAACUUGUCUGUAUCCUGAUUUCUUUAAAAGUAUUGCUCUUGUUAACACCCCUCCCAUGUCCUUUAUUAUAUAUCUUUUGUCCAAGUUUGUUUACCUGAUACGUUUUCUGUAUCGUUAAAAACAUUUGUAUCACUGUUUCUUUUUUCUUUCUUUCUCCAUAAGUCUUUUCCUUUAUUGUUUCCUAAAUUGUUUAUCAAGAACAAUUAAAAAGUAUGUGGUCAUUAAAA
Molecule: messenger RNA, 4599 nt
Organism: Clarias gariepinus (North African catfish)
Lineage: Eukaryota; Metazoa; Chordata; Actinopteri; Siluriformes; Clariidae
Gene: sart3
Product: spliceosome associated factor 3, U4/U6 recycling protein
Exons: 19
Coding region: 69-2912 (947 amino acids)
Biological process (GO): RNA processing
Molecular function (GO): protein binding; RNA binding
Source: RefSeq, a predicted model, not a curated record